GUCCUUUCUACGGCUGUCGUGGCCUUCUCAGUGAAACGUCAUCAAUAGGCUCCCUUCUUGUUGUAACGUUAGUGGUUUUGGUCGGCAGGAGUUCAGUCACAGGAGGCAGUCAGCUAGAUUCAUUCUUUUUACCCACAGUGUCCUAAACAUAUACUAUUAAACAAAAUGCCUGGACCCGCAGUCAGUGCUACAAAUGUUGGUGCCUCCAGCCGUUCCCCCAGUAAGAGCGUGGCCCCCCGCACCGCUGGCACCUCAGUCAGACAGAGGAAAGCCCCUAGCAGUGGUGCUCGCAGCGGAGGCAGAUCCACAGCAUCAGCUGGCACUGGAGGGAUGUGGCGCUUUUACACUGAGGACUCACCAGGACUUAAAGUUGGUCCAGUACCAGUUUUAGUGAUGAGUCUGCUCUUUAUAGCAUCUGUAUUCAUGCUGCACAUCUGGGGAAAAUACACCCGCUCCUAAACCUGCACCUCUGGACUCCGACCCUGAAACCUGUCACUGAAUCUUAAGCCAUUGGACUUGGACCAAACUCUGACUAUCAACACCCCAAUCCCUUUUUCUUUUAUAAAACCUCCAUUUCAAGGGGUUUUCACCCCCACAGAAGUUUACCCUGCAACUACAACCAUUUGGUAAUUUAAAAAGCAUCAGUUUUUUUUUUUUUUUU
Messenger RNA from Carassius carassius (crucian carp), 661 nucleotides. RefSeq names its product protein transport protein Sec61 subunit beta-like. The transcript is spliced from 4 exons. The coding region runs from base 166 to 459 and encodes 97 amino acids. Gene Ontology annotation, biological process: intracellular protein transport. Gene Ontology annotation, cellular component: Sec61 translocon complex. The record is from RefSeq and is a predicted model, not a curated record. Lineage: Eukaryota; Metazoa; Chordata; Actinopteri; Cypriniformes; Cyprinidae.